AUGUGGUGGACUGGAAGAGUGAUUGGUGAUGAAGAUAGUGAUGGUGAUGGUGGUGAUGGUGAUGGUGAUGGUGGUGAUGGUGAUGGUGAUGGUGGUGAUGGUGAUGGUGAUGGUGGUGGUGAUGGCGAUGGUGAUGGUGAUGCUAAUGGUGAUGGUGAUGCUGGUGGUGGUGGUGAUGGCGGAGCCGUCGCAGCUCGGUAA
Messenger RNA from Angiostrongylus costaricensis, 201 nucleotides. The record is from the annotation of a GenBank genome assembly. Lineage: Eukaryota; Metazoa; Nematoda; Chromadorea; Rhabditida; Metastrongylidae.